This is a messenger RNA of Lepus europaeus (European hare), 1938 nucleotides long. It is a transcript of the gene CHAT, whose product is annotated as choline O-acetyltransferase. Bases 1 to 1938 code for a protein of 645 amino acids. The record is from RefSeq and is a predicted model, not a curated record. Lineage: Eukaryota; Metazoa; Chordata; Mammalia; Lagomorpha; Leporidae. Gene Ontology annotation, molecular function: choline O-acetyltransferase activity. The transcript has 14 exons. Gene Ontology annotation, biological process: acetylcholine biosynthetic process; neuromuscular synaptic transmission. Gene Ontology annotation, cellular component: neuron projection; cytoplasm.
AUGCCUAUCCUGGAAAAAGCCUCCCAGUCAAUGGCUGCAGAAACCGCCAGCGGCGAGGAGGAGCCUGGGCUGCCCAAGCUGCCGGUGCCCCCCCUGCAGCAGACCCUGGCCACCUACCUGCAGUGCAUGCGACACCUGGUGCCCGAGGAGCAGUUCCGCAAGAGCCGGGCCAUCGUGCAGCGUUUUGGGGCCCCUGGAGGCCUGGGCGAGACCCUGCAGCAGAGACUCCUGGAGCGGCAACGGGAGACAGACAACUGGGUGUCUGAGUACUGGCUCAACGACAUGUACCUCAAUAACCGCCUGGCCCUGCCCGUCAACUCCAGCCCCGCUGUGAUCUUUGCUCAGCAGCACUUCCGCGACACCAAUGACCAGCUCAGGUUUGCAGCCAGCCUCAUCUCUGGAGUGCUCAGCUACAAGGCCCUGCUGGACAGCCACUCCAUCCCCACGGACUGCGCCAAGGGCCAGCUGUCUGGACAGCCCCUCUGCAUGAAACAAUACUAUGGGCUCUUCUCUUCCUACCGGCUCCCCGGACAUGCCCGGGACACACUGGUGGCCCAGAAGAGCAGCAUCAUGCCCGAGCCAGAGCACGUCAUUGUGGCCUGCUGCAACCAGUUCUUUGUCUUGGAUGUCGUCGUUAACUUCCGCCGUCUCAGUGAGGGGGACCUGUUCACUCAGCUGAGAAAGAUAGUCAGAAUGGCUGCCAGCGAGGACCGCCGCCUGCCCCCCAUCGGCCUGCUGACGACAGACGGGAGGAGCGAGUGGGCCGAGGCCAGGACGGCUCUCGUGAAAGACUCCACCAACCGGGACUCGCUGGACAUGAUCGAGCGUUGCAUCUGCCUGGUGUGCCUGGACGCACCGGGCGGCGGGGACCUCAGCGACACCAGCCGGGCACUGCAGCUCCUCCACGGUGGAGGCUGCAGCAGGAACGGGGCGAACCGCUGGUACGACAAGUCCCUCCAGUUCGUGGUGGGCCGAGACGGCACGUGCGGCGUGGUGUGCGAACACUCCCCAUUUGACGGCAUUGUCCUGGUGCAGUGCACGGAGCACCUGCUCGCACACAUGACACAGGGUGGCAAGAAGCUGGUGCGAGCCGACUCGGUGAGUGAGCUCCCGGCCCCCAGGAGGCUGAGGUGGAAGUGCUCCCCGGAAAUCCAAGGACACUUGGCCUCCUCGGCAGAGAGGCUCCAACGAAUAGUCAAGGAUCUCGACUUCCUUGUUUAUCCGUUCGACGGCUAUGGGAAGAGCUUCAUUAAGAAGCAGAAGUUCAGCCCCGACGCCUUCAUCCAGGUGGGCCUGCAGCUCGCCUUCUACAGACUCCACCGGAAGCUGGUACCCACUUACGAGAGUGCGUCCAUCCGCCGGUUCCGUGAGGGCCGCGUGGACAACAUCAGAUCGGCCACGGCAGAGGCGCUGGCUUUUGUGAGAGCCAUGACAGACCACCAGGCUCCUGCUGCUGCUGCUAUGCCCGACUGUGAGAAGCUGCGGCUGCUGAGAGACGCCAUCCGCGCCCAGACCGAGUACACGGUCAUGGCCAUAACAGGGAUGGCCAUUGACAACCACCUGCUGGCUCUGCGGGAGCUGGCCCAGGACCUGUGCAAGGAGCUGCCUGAGAUGUUCACAGACGAAACCUACCUGAUGAGCAACCGGUUUGUCCUCUCCACCAGCCAGGUGCCCACGACCAUGGAGAUGUUCUGCUGCUACGGGCCUGUGGUCCCCAACGGGUACGGGGCCUGCUACAACCCGCAGGCUGAGACCAUCCUCUUCUGCAUCUCCAGCUUUCACAGCUGCAAGGAAACCUCGUCCGCGGAGUUUGCGAAAGCCGUGCAAGCGAGCCUGGCGGACAUGAGAGACCUCUGCAGCCCACCGCAGCCUGCCCGGGGCAAGCCACCUGCAACCAAGGAAGAUGGCCCAAGACCAAGUCAGGGCCACCAACCUUGA